AUGAAUUCGCAAUCUCCAAACGACGUGUCGCCCGAGGCGAUGCAGGCGCGCAUUCAACAGGCGCGCCGCGAGGCUGAAACCCUGAAGGACCGCAUCAAGAGGAAGAAGGAUGAGCUUGCCGACACCACACUUCGAUCCGUCGCCCAACAAGCCCACGAGCCGAUCCCUAGGGGCCAGCUCAUGAAGGCCAAGCGUACCCUCAAGGGCCACCUCGCCAAAAUCUACGCCAUGCACUGGUCGACCGACCGCAGGCACCUCGUUUCCGCUUCGCAAGACGGCAAGCUCAUCAUCUGGGACGCCUACACCACGAACAAGGUCCACGCUAUUCCCCUGAGAUCCUCAUGGGUCAUGACUUGCGCCUACGCCCCUAGCGGCAACUACGUCGCCUGCGGUGGUCUCGACAAUAUCUGCUCCAUCUAUAACCUCAACCAACAGCGCGAUGGCCCCACGAGGGUCGCCCGCGAGCUCUCUGGCCACGCCGGUUAUCUCUCUUGCUGCCGCUUCAUCAACGACCGGAGCAUACUGACGUCCUCUGGAGACAUGACUUGCAUGAAGUGGGACAUUGAGACGGGACAGAAGGUUACUGAGUUCGCCGACCACCUCGGCGACGUCAUGAGCAUCAGCCUCAACCCGACAAACUCCAACACCUUCAUCUCCGGUGCCUGCGAUGCCUUCGCCAAACUCUGGGACAUUCGUGCCGGAAAGGCGGUUCAGACUUUUGCCGGUCACGAGUCAGAUAUCAACGCAAUCCAGUUCUUCCCGGACGGCCACUCAUUCGUCACGGGCUCCGACGAUGCCACCUGCCGACUGUUUGAUAUCCGUGCCGACAGGGAGUUGAACCUCUACGGCUCCGAGUCUAUCCUCUGUGGCAUCACCUCCGUCGCAACCUCCGUCUCCGGCCGCCUGCUGUUUGCCGGCUACGACGACUUUGAGUGCAAGGUCUGGGACAUCACCCGAGGCGAGAAGGUCGGUUCGCUCGUCGGCCACGAGAACCGUGUCAGCUGCUUGGGUGUCAGCAACGACGGCAUCAGUCUGUGCACAGGCUCUUGGGAUUCUCUUCUCAAAAUCUGGGCGUACUAG
Messenger RNA from Verticillium nonalfalfae, 1080 nucleotides. RefSeq names its product guanine nucleotide-binding protein subunit beta 1 (gene GPB1). Gene Ontology annotation, cellular component: heterotrimeric G-protein complex; cytoplasm. NCBI's taxonomy places the organism in Eukaryota, Fungi, Ascomycota, Sordariomycetes, Glomerellales, Plectosphaerellaceae. Gene Ontology annotation, biological process: G protein-coupled receptor signaling pathway. The transcript has 4 exons. The record is from RefSeq and is a predicted model, not a curated record. The coding region runs from base 1 to 1080 and encodes 359 amino acids. Gene Ontology annotation, molecular function: protein binding; signaling receptor complex adaptor activity.